Molecule: messenger RNA, 770 nt
Organism: Rotaria sp. Silwood2
Lineage: Eukaryota; Metazoa; Rotifera; Eurotatoria; Philodinida; Philodinidae
Source: the annotation of a GenBank genome assembly
AUGUCAAGUCGAUUAGAAUCUUUGCCAAAUGAAUUAUUAAUUGAUGUUUUCAAAUAUUUUGAUAUUUCAAAUUUAUAUCAUAGUUUUUGGGGAUUAAAUCAACGAUUUAAUAAUUUACUUCAUUCAAUGAAAAAUUUUUCUUUCAUUAUUGAAAAAAAUAAUUCAUUAUCAUUUAAAAUAUUUGCUCAUCAAAUUAUUCGAUUAAAAAUUCAAACUUCACAAUCUAUUGAUUUUAGUCAAUUUUCAAAUUUAAAUUCAUUAGAAUUAUGUCGAGCAAGUCAAAAUCAAUUAGAACAAAUUCGAUCUAAUAUAAUGCCUAAUUUGGUUUAUCUGACAAUAUCAACUCCAUUUCAUAUUUCAUUACCUUUAGAAUUAAUACAAGAAAUAUUUUCAAAUGAUUUUCGUUUUCUUCAUUAUGCACAUUUAAGUCGUUUAGAUAUAUUUGAGAAUUUUUCAAAAUUUCAAUCAUUUUCUCUUCAUACUUUAUAUAUAACUUGUACUGAUUCAAAUAUUAUUCCUUUAGUUCUUCAAACAUGUCCAAAUCUCGUUUCUUUUCAUGUUACAUUUUUUGGUCAAAAUCGUCAUAUUCUUCCACCUUCAUCAUCUUAUAAUCAUUCAUUAGAAGAAUUUUUUCUUCAUGAUCCUUAUCAUAAAUUAUCAUUUGAUACAAUUCAUAUUAUUUUUCUUUUCAUACCAAAUGUAAAAUAUUUAUGUUUACAAUUUUUAUGUGAUGUACCAUUUAUAAAUCUUAUUGAAAAUAUUUUAAAUAG